Engraulis encrasicolus (European anchovy) is the source of this 2600-nucleotide messenger RNA. It is a transcript of the gene elovl6, whose product is annotated as ELOVL fatty acid elongase 6. Bases 242 to 1129 code for a protein of 295 amino acids. Lineage: Eukaryota; Metazoa; Chordata; Actinopteri; Clupeiformes; Engraulidae. The transcript is spliced from 4 exons. Gene Ontology annotation, molecular function: fatty acid elongase activity. Gene Ontology annotation, biological process: fatty acid elongation, saturated fatty acid; fatty acid elongation, monounsaturated fatty acid; sphingolipid biosynthetic process. Gene Ontology annotation, cellular component: endoplasmic reticulum membrane; endoplasmic reticulum. The record is from RefSeq and is a predicted model, not a curated record.
AAGACGGCGUUAGGACCAUGGCGUGUCUUCUGACACAGGAGGGCGUAUGCCGGUUGAAAGUGGACGGCAUAUAGGCUGCCAUCGGUGAGGCAUUGAAUGGGUUUCUGGCAGCGGCAAGCGCAAUGCAAGAUAGGGGCCGCGGUUGAGUUGGAGCGCAAUUGAAGGCGGAAAUUAUUUGAAUAUCACUCGUUCGUCUGUCUUGCCUUUACGUCUGCUUUGCAAAGAAACAAGAAGAGAGACCAUGUCGGUGUUAGCCCUGCAAGAGUACGAAUUUGAGAGACAGUUCAAUGAAGACGAAGCCAUCCGGUGGAUGCAGGAGAACUGGAAAAAGUCCUUCCUGUUCUCUGCACUCUACGCUGCAUGCAUCCUGGGCGGUCGACAUGUGAUGAAGCAGCGUGAGAAGUUUGAACUGCGGAAACCACUGGUGAUUUGGUCCCUCACGCUUGCCGUCUUCAGUAUAUUUGGUGCUGUGCGGACUGGGAGUUACAUGACAUACAUUCUGAUGACCAAGGGCCUGAAGCAGUCUGUGUGUGACCAGAGCUUCUACAACGGACCAGUCAGCAAGUUCUGGGCCUACGCCUUUGUCCUCAGCAAGGCUCCUGAACUGGGCGAUACUCUGUUCAUCGUCUUGCGGAAACAGAAGCUGAUCUUCCUGCAUUGGUACCACCACAUCACUGUGCUGCUCUACUCCUGGUACUCCUACAAGGACAUGGUGGCCGGCGGGGGCUGGUUCAUGACCAUGAACUACCUGGUGCACGCGGUCAUGUACUCCUACUACGCGCUGCGGGCGGCCGGCUUCAAGGUGUCCCGCAAGUUCGCCAUGUUCAUCACGCUGACGCAGAUCACCCAGAUGGUGAUGGGCUGCGUGGUCAACUACCUGGUCUACUCCUGGAUGCAGCAGGGCCAGGAGUGUCCCUCGCACAUGCACAACAUCGUCUGGUCCUCGCUCAUGUACCUCAGCUACUUUGUCCUCUUCUGCCAGUUCUUCUUCGAGGCCUACAUUGGCAGCAAGACCAAGAGCCGCGCCAGCAGUGCCGGCGCCCACGCCAACCACGCCAAGGCGACCCACGCCAACGCCACCCAUGCAACCAUCACCGCCGCUGCUACUAGCUUCAAGAAGACCCAGUGAAGAGCGCAAAAACGCAAACUACAAACAUAAAGAUUUGACGGGAGGGGGAGAGAAGCAGGGAAAUUGAAAGGCUUGGGGUACAGAGGGAGUAAAAAAGCAGCUUUGGGAAUGAGAUGGAGGUGAAGGGAUGGGAUGCAGAGACAGGAAUAUUUCAGUAGACUGGAGGAGGAGAGGAGCGUGAGAUGAAGGACUGGAAGAAGAAAAAGAAGGAGGAGAAGAGACACGGGGGAGGGGGAAUGCAAGGAAGGGGUGUUGAUGGGAUUUGCUAUUGGAGCUUUGUGCGCACUACUAACGCAUAGAGGUCAACCUCCCCACCUCGCCGGCGGGUAAACGAGGGGCAGGGCGGGAGGGGGGAGGAGUGACUAAACAACGCUGCACUGAGGAAUCAUUACUAUGGCAACAGACAGUGUCUUUUUGUGAUGUUCAUGUGCCCAAGACGAUUCUCUAUUGUCUUUAUUUUUGUUUUUAUUUGUUUUUUUUAAAGAAACACACAAAUAAAUGAAUGGUAGGAACAUUAAAAAGGGAACUGAAGAGUGGAAGGUCAGUGUGAUGACUGGAAAUACUAAAGGAGAUGCACAGGCAUCUUAGGGAAAUUAAAGUAUAGGGAAAGAUGGGGUCAUCAUCUUAAGUGAGUCCAUCAGUUUUUUUUUUCAUUUUCUGUGUCUGCGACAUCCAACGUGGUAAAUGUCAUGUUGUUUUUUAUUGUUAUUUAAUUUGUUUGUUUGAUAGAUGCUAGUAUGUGUGUUAGCUUUGUACAAUAGUGAGACUGUGGCCAAUCACAGUAAAACCAGGAGAUUGGGGGGCGGGGCGGGGGGGCUUUCUGUUUUCUGCGUCACUACACCCAGUUCUCUCAGGUCUUACAUUCUCCUCCGUUCAAAGUACAUAUCACGGCUGAGAAACAAUAUGUACGUAACAAAAACCAACAAAAACAAGCAUAAUUAUGUUACUGGUGAGUUUGGCUGAUAUUGUUAACAUCAUUAAAAAUGAAAUGGGGAGGGCAAAAACAAGAUGCACUGGGAAGACCUUGUACAAACAGAGCACAUCUGCAACAACAAAAUGGCCGUGUGACCUUUUUUCCCGUAGCAAAGACUCUUCUUCCUGGAUGCUUCCUUAGAGACGAGUUACAUUCACGCAGCUUUGGUGUUGAUGCUGGCUCUGUUCAUCACUGACAAGAGGGAACAGACAAACAGAGAAUCCCUCUCACAGCCAGCCAGCCAGCCAGCCCUCCCAGACAAAACAAGAAGAAGUUAAACAAAACAUGAAGCUAAUGGAGCUAAAAAAUAUACAUUAAAUAAAAAAAGAAACAAAAAAACGAUGCGAUGGUGGUCCACAUCACUGUAACUCACAUCUGCGUAAUCCCCACUGUCAUUGAAUGGUGUCUCUUGUGCUAUCGUGCGUUUGCACUGUAAACGUGGAAAGCAUCAGUAGUCUAUUUUAACAAGAACCAGGUGUAUUAAAGAAAAAAGAAAAA